AUGGCUGACCGUCGACCCCGUCAAUGGGACCGUCACGACCGUCACGACAACCGGUACAACGAUAAUCGCAGCGGUGGCAGAGGCAGAGAGAGAGACUAUCGACGCGACAACAACCGAUAUCGCGAGAGGGAACACUCGCGAGACGUCGGACGCGACAGCAGGGACCGAUCGCGCUCUCCAGAUCGACGACGCGGUUCGGGGGGCGGCCGGGAUAGAGGUUCUGGUGGUCCCCGCGGACGGUACGACGACAGGGACAAGGACUUUCGUCGUGAUAGGAGGGGAAAGGAUGAUGACGAGCGAGACAAACGAACCGAUCGACUACGAGAUCAAAACAUACCACUACAUCCCAAGGACAAGCGCGAUUCUAGACCCAGAGACCCGCCGCCCAGGGACGAUAAACCCAAGGACGAUCAAUCCAGAGACGUAAAAUCCAGGGAUGACAGCCUUGAGGAUACGGUUAGGAGAGGAGAUGAUGAUGGAGACGAAAUGGAGGGACAAGAAGAUGACGACAUGGCAGCCAUGCAGGCCGUGAUGGGCUUCGGCGGCUUCGGCACCACAAAGAACAAAAAGGUGUCUGGUAACAACGUCGGGGCCGUGCACAAGGAGAAGAAGACAGAGUACAGGCAGUACAUGAAUCGGCAGGGAGGAUUCAACAGGCCGCUCAGUCCAUCAAGGUGA
This is a messenger RNA of Geosmithia morbida, 678 nucleotides long. Its product is annotated as U4/U6.U5 tri-snRNP-associated protein 3. Gene Ontology annotation, cellular component: precatalytic spliceosome. Bases 1 to 678 code for a protein of 225 amino acids. The record is from RefSeq and is a predicted model, not a curated record. Gene Ontology annotation, biological process: RNA splicing. The transcript is spliced from 2 exons. NCBI's taxonomy places the organism in Eukaryota, Fungi, Ascomycota, Sordariomycetes, Hypocreales, Bionectriaceae.